This is a messenger RNA of Corticium candelabrum, 1125 nucleotides long. Its product is annotated as GPALPP motifs-containing protein 1-like. The transcript is spliced from 7 exons. The record is from RefSeq and is a predicted model, not a curated record. Bases 10 to 957 code for a protein of 315 amino acids. Lineage: Eukaryota; Metazoa; Porifera; Homoscleromorpha; Homosclerophorida; Plakinidae.
UCCAACAAAAUGGAUUACGGUCCACAGCUGCCUCCUCGCUUACUGGAUAGAAUUGAAGAGGCUUGUGACGAUGAAAGAGGUUGUAGCGACUUUUGCAACGUGGACGAUGGCUCUAAGCCUGUUAUAGAGGCGAGAAAAGAGUGUAGACGUUCCAGUCGUGAGAUUGUCAGUGAGGAGCACGAGGAAGAGGAUAUGUAUGGACCCGAGCUUCCGCCUGGGUUCUGUCAGAGCAAGCCUGAGAAUCAAGGACGUGGGGAAAACAAAGAAACGAGCAGAGUAAUCGGACCGUCUCGUCCUCCCGAUGGCUUGUGUCUGCAGUCAGCAAACAGUUAUAAAAGAAGUCAAGAAGAUGAGACUGUCGUUGGCCCAUUGCCUUCAUCAAAAUGUCCAGAGAGCUCUUCUGUGGGCUAUGUUGCGGCUGCAUUUGAGGCACGAGCUAAGGCAAUGAAAAACAAGCUACAAGGCAUACCUAACGACUCAGUGAAUGUUACAAAGCGAGAAACAUGGAUGACGGAACUUCCUCCUGAAAGGAACAAUACGAAGAUUGACAUGGGUCCAAGGACAUUUCGUAAAAGAGAAUUUGAUGUUGGGGAUCGUUCUGUGUGGACAGAUACACCGGCUGAUCAAUUAAGGAAGGCACAGCAAUCAAGUGGCACUAAGACUGACAAUCAGAAGAAAGCCAGAGAUACUCUAAUAUUAGACACUGAAGCUGAAAAAGACAGUGAAAUAAGACAACAUAUUGAAGAAUACAACAAAAAAUGUCGAGGUGAAUCUUUGCUGGAUAUUCAUAAGCGAAAACAGAAAGAAGGUAUCACUGAAGGAAAAGAAUCAGUGCGACGACCGUUUAACAGAGAGACCGACUUAGAACUGCCAAAACUUGACUCGUCGAAGAAGCGAAAAGUAAUCGAACGUUCAAGUGAGCUUUCAAACAGAUUUGGACAGAGUUCAUUUUUGUAAUCGCCACAACUCUUGUCUAUAAAGGUUUGUAUGUAAUACCAGAUUUACUUGUUACAAGGCAAGCUUUACGUAUUAUGUACAUACCUUACAUUAUGCCUGACUGUGAAUAGUGUAUAAGAAUAAUAUAAAUGCUAGCUCAUUCUCUUUAUUUACCUGAGUGAGCAGCCA